Molecule: messenger RNA, 846 nt
Organism: Adineta ricciae
Lineage: Eukaryota; Metazoa; Rotifera; Eurotatoria; Adinetida; Adinetidae
Source: the annotation of a GenBank genome assembly
AUGCCACUGAUACCCGCCUGCUUGUUGGCUUUCAUCGCAUGUGUUAUUAGUUACAACUGUGGACAAGAGAUCAUCACUGAACAAAACUUUGCCUGUGUAUUCAAUGCUAUCAGUGCUGCAGUAAGAACAAGCCGCUUCGAUGGUCUGAAGAAAUCGGGCUGGAAAGCAUCGAAUAUCGAUGAAGCAGCCGUGUUUCUUGCGCAUGUCUUUCACGAAACUGAUGGACUGAAAACUGUGCGAGAAUAUUGCGCACCAGGUUGCGGUACGAACUAUGCUGGAUCGUGGUGCUCAAUUAAGGGCAAACCCAAUAAAUUGUAUUAUGGUCGAGUUCAUCCUUGUAAUCGACCAUUUAUUUAUCGAUUCGAAUUUUGUCUUCGUUAUUUUUGUAUUAUUGACACACCAUGGUUAGCUCUUUGGGAUAGUAUUUUACAUAAUACAAUUCCAGCAUAUAUUAUUGUAAUAUUCAAUAUAGUAUUACUUAUACGUGUACUAUAUCAAAGAUUUAUCAUUCGUCAAAGAAUUGAUUGGAGAAAUUACAAACGAUUAGCAAGUCAAACAUUAUCAAUAUCUGCUCUAUAUCUUUUUUUACAUCUUCCUCCACUAACAUUAUACACUCUUUAUUCAUUUGGCUUAUCAAGAUCUAUAGCAAGUGAUUAUUAUUUUGAUAGUUUAUUUUUUGACAAUGGAAUAAUAUUAUUUACUCCAUUUGUCUGUGUUGGAUCAUUACCUGAUUUACGAACAAAAAUAAAAAAUGCAUUUUAUUUUUGGCGCAACAGAUCUGCUGUUGCACCAGAUCAAAUGAUGAUGAAUCGCAUGCAAAACAUUCAAACGGUGAUUCAUCGAUAG